Molecule: messenger RNA, 1676 nt
Organism: Lolium perenne
Lineage: Eukaryota; Viridiplantae; Streptophyta; Magnoliopsida; Poales; Poaceae
Product: ATP-citrate synthase alpha chain protein 2
Biological process (GO): tricarboxylic acid cycle; succinyl-CoA metabolic process
Cellular component (GO): succinate-CoA ligase complex
Molecular function (GO): succinate-CoA ligase (ADP-forming) activity
Source: RefSeq, a predicted model, not a curated record
GGCUACCGUAGGUGCACCAAGAACACCUAGCACCUACUACCGUUCUACUCCGCCUUCCAGUCCACCGCACGUCGCGCGCUCUCUCCCCAUAAUCUUCAGGACCUUCCGGCACCGGGAGCCCAAGCAAUGGCGCGCAAGAAGAUCCUAGAGUACGACUCUAAGCGCCUCCUAAAGGAGCACCUCAAGCGCCUGGCCGCCAUCGACCUCCACAUCCUCUCCGCCCAGAUCACGGAAUCAACAGACUUCACAGAGCUUGUGAACCAGCAGCCAUGGUUGUCGACCAUGAAGUUGGUCGUCAAGCCCGACAUGCUGUUCGGGAAGCGUGGGAAGAGCGGCCUUGUGGCCCUCAACCUGGAUAUUGCUCAAGUCAAGGAGUUUGUGAAGGAGCGGCUGGGAGUCGAGGUUGAGAUGGGCGGCUGCAAGGCUCCGAUUACAACCUUCAUUGUUGAGCCAUUUGUGCCCCAUGACCAAGAGUACUAUCUUUCAGUUGUCUCGGAGAGGCUGGGUAGCACCAUUAGCUUCUCAGAGUGCGGAGGAAUUGAAAUUGAGGAGAACUGGGACAAGGUUAAGACAGUAUUUCUUCCAACUGAGAAACCAAUGACACCUGAGACAUGUGCUCCCUUGAUUGCAACCCUUCCACUGGAGGCACGUGGAAAAAUCGGCGAUUUUAUUAAGGGAGUGUUUGCUGUAUUCCAAGACUUGGAUUUCUCAUUUAUUGAGAUGAACCCAUUUACCAUGGUGAAUGGAGAGCCAUAUCCUCUGGACAUGAGAGGAGAAUUGGAUGACACAGCAUCUUUCAAGAACUUCAAGAAGUGGGGAGAUUUAGAAUUCCCUUUACCAUUUGGCAGAGUUCUCAGCUCUACAGAAAGUUUUAUCCAAGAUCUGGACGAUAAGACGAGCGCAUCUCUGAAGUUCACUGUUUUGAACCCAAAGGGACGCAUUUGGACAAUGGUUGCAGGAGGCGGUGCCAGUGUCAUAUAUGCUGACACAGUUGGAGAUCUAGGAUAUGCUUCAGAGUUAGGAAAUUAUGCAGAGUACAGUGGUGCCCCCAAGGAAGAGGAGGUUCUGCAGUAUGCUAGAGUAGUACUUGAUUGCGCGACUGCUGAUCCCGAUGGCCGCAAGAGAGCUCUUCUCAUUGGAGGUGGUAUAGCCAACUUCACUGAUGUUGCUGCCACAUUUAAUGGCAUUAUUCGGGCGUUAAGAGAGAAGGAAUCCAAGUUAAAGGCAUCCAGGAUGCACCUGUAUGUUCGACGAGGCGGUCCAAAUUACCAAACUGGACUAGCAAAAAUGCGCAAGCUUGGUGCAGAAAUUGGCGUUCCGAUUGAGGUGUAUGGACCAGAAGCGACAAUGACUGGCAUCUGCAAGCAAGCAAUUGAAUGCAUCAUGGCUGCAGCAUAAAUCGGGAUACAGUUGAUUAUUAGUUCGGGAUCUACAAACAAGAAACUUGAUGAGUAGUCCACGUCAUAUGGUUGAUCAGUAAUUUCGGAAGCUAUUUGACCAAACACAUAGAUUGUUGUCACAAAGAAACCUCUCCUGCUGUAAUGUGAGAAACGGAGGUUUUAUCAUUCCUUAUUUUUGUUUUGCUCGUUGAGCUGCAUUGCACCACCCUGUUUCACCAUACUGUAAUAUUCUUGAUACAAUUGCCUCGUAUACAAAACUUCAGGUUCAUGUGCUUU